UGAUUUUGCAUUUCUGGGAGGAGGGCUGCUUUGUUUACUAAUAGUCUCCCUCCCUGUCGACUCGGGGACACUGCUCUGGAUGGCUGUGCACAGCCAUCCAAAUCAGUGUGCUUACAGUGAAACACACACCCCCGCCCCCUAGUAAAACAUCCCAGCACACAGUUAACCCUUUGAUCGCCCCUCAUGUUAACCCCUUCCAGCCCAGUGCCAUUAGUGCAGUGUCAGUGCUUUUUUUUAGCAUUGAUCACUGUAUUGGUGUCACUGGGGAUGUCAGUGACACCAAGUCAGUUCCCCCCAGUGCCAGAAUGCCUGCCGCAGUCCCGCUAU
This is a messenger RNA of Staurois parvus, 327 nucleotides long. NCBI's taxonomy places the organism in Eukaryota, Metazoa, Chordata, Amphibia, Anura, Ranidae. The record is from the annotation of a GenBank genome assembly.